Messenger RNA from Actinia tenebrosa (Australian red waratah sea anemone), 15160 nucleotides. Its product is annotated as dual E2 ubiquitin-conjugating enzyme/E3 ubiquitin-protein ligase BIRC6. Lineage: Eukaryota; Metazoa; Cnidaria; Anthozoa; Actiniaria; Actiniidae. Gene Ontology annotation, molecular function: cysteine-type endopeptidase inhibitor activity; ubiquitin-protein transferase activity; protein binding. The record is from RefSeq and is a predicted model, not a curated record. Gene Ontology annotation, biological process: negative regulation of apoptotic process; apoptotic process; regulation of cytokinesis. Gene Ontology annotation, cellular component: nucleus.
GAAGCCAAGAUGGCGGUCGAGGAGUGGUUCCUACAGGAAGAAGGUUGCCUGCAGUUUAACGGCCGACCUACAUCAAUAUCCUACUCCCCAACAUCACACUGUUUCCUUGCUACGCUAGAAGAUGGAUCCAUUGAAGUUUUAGACGUUAGUUCAGGUCGUACGUUGAAGCGAACCUAUCUUGCAGGGAGUAGUACUUCAGAUUUUGGGUCCCUGCAAUGUCGUUUUUGCCCUGGAGUAGAGAAACUUUUCGUUACUGAUAGAAAAACAGUAGGCUUGAGAAAAGAUUUGAAUGGAGUUUUACUGUUGGACAGUAUACUACAGGCACCGGUGGCUGAAGAUUGCGAUGCUCCUAUAACCUUGGAAUUAACCUUAGCUGAUGUGAAGCAGUUACAUGUAGGGAUAGAAACAUGCCUGACGACAGCCGUUCCUCCUGUAUUAGAUGUGAUGGAGACCUUAAAGGAACAGAUCAAGGAUGAAAUUAAUAAAUAUCAAAGCUUAUUAUCAGCAUCUAAUACCAGUGAAUCAUCAUCAUCAGCUGCAUCAACAGGUUCUUCAAAUGAUGAGUCAGACAAAGCAGCCAAGUGGGUUACCUGUAAGCUUCGACUCCCUGCUGGUGCACUUCUUUGUGCAUUUGACGGCAUGGUUACCUCACUGCACAAGAACAACAGAACCAGUUCCGCUUUGCCUAUUGCAUCAGCAAUGCUUGCAAGGGUUAUGGCACUCACAGGUACGUCUGUGCUGGAAAAGAAAGGACAACCAGUCUAUAAACAACUGAUGUUUGUUGAAGCUGCUCGAAGACAGACAUUCUCUACUUGGCCACACACUGAUUAUAAGUGGGCCUACCCAGAAGCCAUGGCUCAAGCUGGUUUCUACCAUCAGCCAACAUGUACUGGAGAUGAUAGAGCUAUGUGCUUCACAUGUAGUGUGUGUCUUGUGUGUUGGGAGCCAACAGACGAACCUUGGUCUGAGCAUGAACGCCAUUCUGCAGAAUGUCCAUUUGUCAGGGGGGACCGGACAGAAAAUGUUCCCAUGUCAGUAAGUCUAGCCACAACUCCUGCUAAACAUCAUGGCAAUACAAAAACAUCAAAGAUCACUAGUAUUAGUUCAAGUUCUUGUCCUUGUUUAAUGGCUACUAGCACUAACACAGGGCACAUCAUUGUAUGGGACCUGUCUGAUCAAUUAAAGGUAUACUCACAAUUCAUGGUAGAUUCAGAAUCGAGUUCAGAAGGUAAAGAUGAAAUAAGUCAUGAAGCACCUCCACCAGUCCAGGAAGCUUGGCCAGAACCUACUGGUAGUUUGGACCAGGAAGAACAGAACAUUGUGGUUGAUGAAACAAUACAAGGUGAUGUUCCAGGGGAUAUCACUGCCGUAACGCAAGAAGAUAAACUACCAAAAUCUGCAGAAGAGAAUGAACAAGCAACUGAAGAAGAGACAAAUCAGUCAGGAGAAAGUAGUGGACUGGUGGAGGUACAUCGUGCACCAAAAUCUGCAGAAGAGAACAAACAAGCAACUGAAGAAGAGACAAAACAGUCAGGAGAAAGUAGUGAACUGGUGGAGGUGCAUCGUGCACCAAAAUCUGCAGAAGAGAAUGAACAAGUAACUGAAAAAGAGACAAAUCAGUCAGGAGAAAGUAGUGAAUCUCCUGCUAAAGAAACAACUGAUGUAUCCAGAGAUGAUGGAAUCACAAAGGAAGAUGAUGUAGCUGAUCAACAGAAAGCAAGUGAAUCAGAAGAUGUCCAACAUGAUGGAACUGUAAUCAAGGAACUUCAUGAUGAAGAUGUUGAUGCAACAAAAUUUUCACGUGCAGAGGAAGCAGAAGAAUGCAUCGAAGGAAUAGUAGAAGAACCACAUUUAUCUGAAUCUAAGGAUGAAGAGACACAUGGCGAAGAUUCUGAGUCUGCUAAUAACAACCCCCCAAAGCUACCCAGCAUGCAUGUGACUGCCUCGGCAAUUGUUUGUCCACCAGACCAAGAUCACCAACAUUUGAAAAAACUGUAUACUCAAGAACACAAACCUGUCUUGAUAGCUGGCAUAAGUCCUUGUCAAAACCACCAGAUGGAGGCAGAUGCUGACAAAACACCUUACCUAAUGCUCUAUGAUGUCUCGGCAGAAAAAGUUCCAAGUACGACCUUAAAGGAUAAAGAGGUACAAUUUAAACCAGGACCAAAGUUAAGCAGUUCACAACCAAUGGGAAGUCAAGAAGAUUUGUAUAGUGUUCUUAGCAGYGACGAAGAUUUAGAACAAGAUUUUUUACCAAUGAUGCCAGCGAGUAAUACCCUAUCAUCCCUGAUGAAGAAGUGUGCGGCAGCCAUAAGUGGAAGGUCGGAGCAACAGGAUGAAGAAUCGUCAAAUUUAAAGCGUAGGAAUAUGAUACAAAAAAUUAAAUUACCAAAGGAAGCAUUAGAGAUGGACAGUAGUAUAUCACAAAUUAUACCAUGCCUGGAUGGCCAUCAUGUAUUGGUUGUCGUUCACUUCAGAGAAUUGAAGAGUGCUGGUGAAAUAUCAUCUCAGGGAGAAAAUAAUUUGUACUUUGAUCAUGAAACGACUCCGACAUCCUGUCAGGUUUGUUUGGAUGAAAAAUUGAAUGAAAAUAUUUCUUUUUACUUGAGGAAUAAAGAGUCAGAGGGAUGUUUACUUUUACUAUACAGACUUUUAAUAAAUGAGAAUAAAGCGCCUACACUCUCGGAACCUUUAGUAUGGAAAAAACUAUCCUCAAGUAAUUCUUUAUUCAAUGUUAUUGGACUUCCUGUAGACAGUUCGGAAAACCUGGACUUCUCAAAAGGAUCGCUAGCAGAUGAAGGCGAUAUAAUCUGUAGCAGCCAGGAUGAUUCUGUAUGCAAAAGCCGAUUUGCUGGUGUGACGCAGGAUGGGAGUAUUUUAAUUCUUGAUGCUUGUUCAUUGAAUGUGCUAGCAAAGUUUUGUCUUGGGAAAGAUAAACAAUUAGACAAUGCUUUUAAUGAUCUUGUGUAUUGCCCUGGGAUAGACUGCUUGUGUUGUUCAACAUUCCAAGGAUAUUUGUACUUUUUGAGUCUUGUACAUAAUACAGAAAGCAUAGAUUCUGGUGCUGCGGCUAAUGGUCUACUAAGUGGUGCUGACUCCUUGAUUGAAUCAAUAAGUUUACCAGAAGAUCAGACAGUCCAGAAUUUACUCAAUUUAUUACAGAAAACUGAAUUUGAGAAUCUCGUGCCAAGGUUCACAGCUAUUGUACCUUCUGCGUGGUCGGAAAUGCAGCAGGAACAGCAGCAGAGACAACACCCUCAACACCUCCAUCAACAGAGCCUGGGAGAUGCAACACUCCACACCAGAACAUGGAAACUACAAUCAGAAGCUAAAAACAAUUCAAGUGGAGAACAAAUCUUUGAGCUUCUUCUUUCAAAGCAAUGCCAUGUUGGCCAUGUCGACAUCAAGUUUUCUCUGAAUUCUUCAAACGAGAAUUCCUCAAUAAAGGUUUAUUUGUUAAAGCCGUGGUCUCUUAAGUCGUGGCAACAGGAGAAUGCAUCCUCUGGUAGUAAGAAGAAAGUGCCAAUUCUUUCUGCGGCAAAGGAAAAUGGGCAUAUUUUAUGUGGACCAAUAGAACUGGAAAGGGGUCUGCACAUGAGAAUAGCUCUAACAUGUCCUGAGCUUGUCAAAACAAGACAUAGGAUUCUACUUUUGGUAUUUGAAUCAACUCCACAAGUUAAUUUGGAAGAGAUUUCUGUGACAGUGCGCCGAUUCAAGUACAGUCCAAAGCCAUCAUCUUUCAUGCAGUAUACUGUGAUGCUUGAGGAACCAGCUUUCCAUCAACGGCUUUUAGACAUUGUUUGCUCGCCUGCACAGGGAAAAGCUCUGUCAGAGAAAUCAAGGAAGUUAGCCCUUGAUAUGUUGUGCUGGAUUGCAGGAAUCUGUGUCCACACACCGAUAAGGAGGAAUAGUCUAAUUCAUCAAGUCCAGAGAAGGCUAGCAGAUUUAAUUCCUGUGUGUUUUCUACAAUCCGGUCGUACAAUUGCACAUCAGUGUAGUGUUUUAUUACUGUUGUGUGCAAGGCAGUCAAACUGGGAUGCAAAGUUUGGUUCUCCCAUCAAAACCCCUCCCAGCACAGAUUUAAAUCAACGCCAACCAAGUCUGGACAGAAAGGCUGAACAUUUUAAGCUUGAGAAGCCAUUUAGGACCUCUGUUCUGCUAGGGAUCCUUCAAGUGCUACCGACCACCAUCCAUGCCUCAUCAGCUGGGGGACUACAUCAUCUGUUUUCACUGCUAGUCGGAUAUGCGGCCCUUGAAGAUAUCAAGAAAACAACAGAUGUUUGCCAAGAACUCUUGACAGAGGUGUCAACAAAGAUGGAUUCUUUGACGUUGCAUUCUCACACUGCAUUACAAGCAAGGUAUGGUCUGUAUGGAUUACCAUUUGAGCCAGUCCUCUUCGACUUGACCAUUCCUCCUAUUGCCGAAAUGUCUGUCCCAUGGACUGUUCCGGCAGCACCAUCAUCUUCACAAGAUGCAAGCUAUUCAGUCACACAGCCAAGUUAUUGGCCUAGUACUUCUAAACAACAAGUUACAUCUGCAGUUACCACUAAACCAACUCCUGUACCUUCAAAAACUACUGCAGCUGUUGGACUUCAAGAUCUAGAGAGCAACACAGACAGUUCUCAGUAUAUUUCAUCACUUGUUCCUCACCAAGGUCUACUAGAGGUUGAACCAUUACAUUUCAGUUGUACUUCAAGCAGUGACGGAGCCAGAGUAGAGAGGUCUGAGUCAACCCCAGUGGUAUCUGUGCCAGGGUUAUCAACCACUGGUGCUACUAACAGCCAGUCAUAUGCUUCUAUGCUUCCAUCGGUUUCUGUCUCAACAGCACCAGAUGUUGAGUUUUUGAAGCAACAUUACACCCAACUAGCCAAGCUGCAUCUACACAAACAAGAACUAGAGAAGCACAAACAGGAACUAGAAGAACUAGCAAUGUGGUCCAGUUUCCCUAAAGUCAUUCCAAACCCUGUGAUGGAAGCAACCGACCCUGGAGGGAAUCACUACUAUCAUUGGCCAGAAGGAAGCUAUUAUUACCCGCAGCACUCCUCUGGAGGUUCUGUGAACCUGUCGCUGCAGAAAAAGAUGAUGAAUAAGAAGGUGGAGACCAAAAAGGGCUCACAUUUGCCUUUGGUUCAUGGUCAGCAAAGUCAGUUACCUUUACCACAAAGCCUCAUUAUAGAGCGGCUUCAUUCUGGAGCAAGACACCAUGUUAUUCUGGACUUUGGAUCUGUAGUGGAAAUUACAGAUAUUAUUAUUCCAAGUUGUUCUGACUUAUCGUCACUCUCUAUUGAUGCUUGGUUGGAGGGCGAGGAGAAAGAUGCCAAGAGGGUUGCCAUAGUAUCAGACAUUGGGAGCUGCGGCUGUGUGCUAAAGGACUUGCACCCUCCCCCUGUCUGUCAGUUUGUCAAGCUGACUGUCGUUGGUCGACCACGCAGCAACGCCAAAGUGAAAAUGAAGAUUGGUGAGUUUUAUGGCAGGCCACACUCAUCUACUUCAAUAGAAGCCCUUGAAGAGACCUUUGAGCAUCGGUUACGUGCUCUGGAGAACAUGUACGAGGAAGUUCACUGUCACUACAGCCUUGCGUGCAGCAAACUGGAGUCAUUACUCGACAACUCAGACGASAAAACCAAAAUUCAAAGUGUGUACAACAAGUGCAUCGACCUGCAGCUUCAGCUGAAUUUCGUUCAUCAAGCAAUCAUGCGGGUACAAACCCAGCAGGUACAAACAUAUGGGUCCCAUAUUGAAGCAGGUUAUGAUCAGGUGAGAGUAUUAUGUACCUGCCUAGCAGAGACCCUAGUGGCACUUGCAGCAGUCAGCCCAGAUGAUAGAGGCUUCCUUGCAAAAGCAAGCAACCCAACAGAUCUUCAAAUCAAGACAUCCUCACUCCCUAGAGACUUGUGCGAAGUCUUAUUUAAGAAUAUUUUUAUUCAUGGGAACCCUGUGUUGAGAGUGCGUGUGGCAGCUUUGUUACUCCACACGUCUUGUACCAAGCCAUGGUGGGGAAGCUUCCUGGCUGACAUUCUCAAACAGUUCUUCUCAUCAUCUCAACAGACUGUCUUCCCACAAGAAAGGGUGUUUGUGGUGUUAUCACUUCUCGUCCAGCAGUCUCCUGAUGUCAUGCCAGUCCUGAAGAGCUUGCUUCGUCUUCUUGAUGAAGUGUUGUCAGGCCAAAGCAAGCUUGGACAGGUUGAUACCCAAAAUAUUGACAUCUCUCUUGUUGGCUGGAUAGUUCUUUUACUUGCACACAUCUUGAAUACUUGUGGUGUUGGUAGAAUCCAGAGUUCAGACUCAGUCGGUGGAAGCUCAACGAGUGGAGCAAGUUCAAGCUCAGCCAAGCCAUCUAUCUCCAGCUCCUCUGAUAAAUGGGACUUCAUCGUCCCUUCCCCAGCUACCCAGACAUCCCAGCAAUCAACGAGCUCCAUGGCCCGACAAAACCGCCACAAGCUGAGACGACAAAUCUCAAUCCAUGAAAAACAAUUGCAGGAACUUCAGAAACAGCAGAAGAAGAUAAUGGAGGGACAAGGAACGGACUCGCCUGAGGUACAACAUAUCCAACAAGCGUACGCCAAGUCGAAGUUUACCUCUCAGGCUCUCAAGGUUUACAUGCAUAAUCAUAUAAAAGAUUUGGUUAAACUACGCAACCAGGAAGCUGAGGCAUCCUCAAGCAAGGGCAAGAAGACAAUCAGUGGUAAAAUAAAAACAUCAAGCAAAGCACCGCCUCAAUCUACAGUCAGGCUCUUCCUGUCUCAGAUCUCUACCAUUCCUGUCAUGAAGAAGAUGAUUCAACUGGUUCUCAAUAUGGAUUCCUCUUGUCCUGCUGAUCUUGUCUUCACUAUAUGCAAGGUUGUUGCUCUGCUUUCGUCAAUCAGUCAACCCAGUGUGUUUGUGACAGAUAUUUUAAAUUCAUCACAAGUGGAGUCAAUUCUCCGGCUUUGUUCCAGUAACCGUGGUGGUUCAUGGACUAGGCAUGCUCUUAUCACUCUUCUUCAGGACCUUAUGAAUGGUUAUAAGAGCGAAGUGCAGAUCAUUUCUGAUGAAGAAACCAAACAAGAAGUGGAACUGCGCAUUAAUGUAAAUCGAAGUGAACCAAAACAGCAACAACAGCCACCAGGAACAUUUGCCAUGCAAAGCAUGGAGAAUAUGCAAUCUGGCAUGGAUUACUUUACAGAUUGGGCCAAUCUCCCUCCAAGUGCAAUAAUCUAUGACAUCCCACCACCCCAAACACACCUUCCCACAUCUGUAACCUCUUCCCUCUACAUACAACCAAAACCCCUGGCCUCAACCCUGACUACUUCUAGCACAAGUCCUGUGUCGAAGAUGUCAACUGCCCUAGAUGCUCGCCUGGAGCUGGGUGUCACUAUGGAAGCUGAAUGGGAUCUGAAGACAUUACAGCUUGUACAAGGUGACGCUGUUCUGAAAGGUAUGACCAACAGCCGCCUUCCAAGGUACCGUUCAACAAAGGUAAUGAACCUACAGACCAUCACAUCAUCAGCUGGAAUGGUGAGAAUGUUCUUUAACUGUUUCAAUAAGCUUUUCUCCAAGUGUAAUGAUCCGAAAGUCGACCUUGCAUCACUCCUGGAGCUUUGGCUUCGCCUCAAUGCAUUUCUUCCAUCUGGUCCAAACAAAACUCAGCUGUUCAUUCCCCUGGGUAAGAAGUCGUUGGCCAACUUGUUGUCCUUCUUGGCAACGUGUCCAAGUAUCUCCCUGCAGACUUUUUAUCUCGCAUUUGAAGCCAUGAGAACUGUUCUUGAGAAGUCUAGCAAAGAUGCAUCCCUUCACACUCUAGAGGGGGUACGAAAGUAUUCUUUACCAGAGGUAUUUGUCAGUAACCCUGAACUUCUAGGAGUGCUACAGAGGACCUUAAUAGAAGGAUCCCCGAAGGAUUAUGGAGCAGAGACUGGUGUAGGAACAUCUGGAACAGGCAUCAAGCAGGUCGAAGCGUUCUUGUCAUCUUUGGCUAUUGCUCUAGAGAAGCAAGAAGAUGGGGUACUGUUUGCCAAGUUCCACAACAUGAUGUUGGAGUUGCUUUGUUCACUUGCAUCUGGAAAUGUUAAUUACAGUGGAAGACCCAUUCAGAUGAAGCCAAUCUUAAGGGUGUUACUAAAGCACCCUCCUUCAAACACGAAAGACCUUGAUGUUUCCCUGGUGAUCAGACUCCUGAACCUCGCAAUGCGACUGUCACUACAGCAUCUUCAAAAGAAGGAUGAAAUAUCCCUUCAAGCUUCAAGCCACUUCCACGAGACACCUCGUUUGACCACAUCGUCUAAUCUGAUUGAAGGGAAGCCCACUGAAGGUCCAUGGAUCGUGCACAGCACAUGGUUGACCAAGCUGCUGGGUGUCAUUAUCAUGUUUGUGCAACUACCUGAAGAGAAGAGUAGUCAAACUUUAGACACUGAGAAUAGAGAAGAUGGUGCUGUGAAGCUAGAUGAUGGGGGUUCUAAGAAAGAUACAGAAAAAGCUAAUGUAGAAGAAGCUCCCUGUGGUACAAGUAAAAAAGACGAGGUAGAUAUAAGCUCAGUUGGGGAUGAAAUCGAUGAAGAUGCUUCAGACAGCAUGGUGAAGACACUCCAAGCGAUGGCAAAGGCAGUUGAGAAGAAUGCUUCCCAAUCGAGUGAAGAAGCACAGCCUAUUAUAAACAUGAUUGAGGAGGAUUCAUCAUCAAGUUCUACUUCAGGAACUGACACAUCUGGAGGUGAGGAAGACUCUACCCCAUCAGCAGAUGGAGGGCCAUUACCAAAAAUCAAUGAAAAAGAUAUUGUCGCAGACGUCAAGGAAGAGGCCAAAAAGGACCUGCAAGAUGAAAAAGAUCCCAAACCUCCACWGGAGAAGGACUUCCCCCCAGUCAACAAAGCUCCUAAAAGUGUGCUUCCAGAUCUUAUCAUCACAGAUGAUGAUAUUUGCCUCAAUCUUCUCAAUUGUCUCAACUUGUGCAGCUCUAAUAACAUCGGAGUAUUACUGACAGGUGCUAAUAUACUUAACAGCAGUCAAAGUGUGUCUGUCUCUGGCGAUCCAGUUUCAGUUGAGGACGGCAUACUUCAGGUGGUUUCUAUAAUCUACAGUCAGCUCACCCACCAGAAUUAUUUGGUUGCUACAGUGAUCAAGUAUCUGUCUGGGUGUGAGAGUGUCCCUGUGACGUCACUGUCUGAGCCGUUCCUGUGGUUUCUUCUCAGAAUGCUUGAUUCCAAUAAGCAAGUGGAGACCUUUAAUACUCAAGGAGGAUAUGAACUAUUGUUCAAGAAUCUUGUAUCAAGUUACUCCAACCAGUUGAAUGACAACACCCAAGAUCUCAUUCCUGUCAUGAGACAACUUACUAAGCUUGCACACAAAUCAAAUAACAGCACAGCCCAACUUCUUCUGAAUGCUGUCUGGGAAGCUGAGAAAGAUCAUGGCACGGUCAACUAUGCACCUUUUGGUACCAUAAGUUGCUCACGACCCUCGUCUCACCCAGCUGACACUCUGCUGAAGGCCAGUAUACCACACCGGCGUACCCGAUCUGCUGCAUGGUCCUACCACUUCUACCCUGGUGAACUGUGGUGUGACCUUACARUAAACCUACCCACUCCUAUCCUACUCCACGCUGUACAUGUUCACCCACAUACAGCAGGGCUGACAAGUUGUCCAUCAUACAUCGCACUAGAUUACAGUGUAGAUGGAGCUGUAAUGACGCCAGCAAGCAAACCAGUCAUGACAAGUGGUCUAAGUGUGAUCAGGCUACAUUUUGAUCAACCUCAGAUAGCUCAGCGUAUCUGUGUACGAUGCCGUCGACCAAGGGACUCGGAAUCACUAGGGCUGUCUCAGAUCAAGAUAUGGGGUACCUCGUUAUAUGGACCACCCCCAGAACAACCCACCYGCGGCAGUCAAGGGGACUACUCUGAUUGUCUAAACUGGGUUUGUCUUCUCCACCACUGUCUGCACCGCACGCCAUCAGCGGAGAUCACAAGCCUCUCUUCUUCCAGCUUCCUUAGUGAUGUGUUUAGCAUCUGCAUAUCGUUGUUAGGCGCACCUCAAAGUGAUCUUUUCUCAGGAUGCCAGGAAGCAGUCCUUCAGAGAUUAGCUCUAGAGUUCAGUGAGCUUGGUCAAGUCCUUUUGAAAAAGCUUCUUGUAACUCCAGGACGAGCUCAUAUAUCCCAGUCAAUCUUAGUUUCACCUUCAGCUGUACAGCUUGUCUACAAACUGGGGAAAACUGGUGGAGAUUUUGCUAAACAAAGGUUAAGAAUUCUCGCAGACUGGCUUGAGUCCAUGUCUUCGUACUCGCAUGUGUUGCCAGCAGUGCAAAACAACCUGACAGGUCUUGUACAGGCAGCUGGCACUGUGCUGUGGACUACAGCUGACUCUGACCUUGCCUCCAUCGUGCAGGAAGAAUAUAGGGAACAACUUUUCAGAUCUCUCUACGAAUGGUCACAGCUGGUUGCCAGACAAGAACCCUUAAAACAAGCCAUCGAUUAUGUCAUCUGCUCCCUCUGCCAUGUCUGUCCAUCAUACUUCCAGCUCCUACUACACCUGACAGACGCCCAGGAACUUGUUGAACAAGCAAGAACACAGAAUGAAUUCCAACCUUCAUACCUCGUGUUUGUCAUCAACCGUAGCAGCAUGGAAACACUUGCCCGUGCCUGUCAGUCUCCUGUCACAUCACAUCUAGUCCUUGCUUCGGGGCUGUUGAAUGUCCUCCAUGAUAGUAUCACUCGUCUGUGUAAUAACCUCUUGUCCUCGCGAGGUAGUAGUGAAAGAAGCGAGACCAAUGAUGGGAUAGUUCUGUCACUGGACUAUUUAUCUGAUGUGUUGUCAUUCAUGGGUGUUUGUGCUGAAGAACCUGUCGUCAAAUCGUGGUGCGGCACAAGUGGAAGGGAUUUCUGGAAGCUGCUUAUGCUGCUGCUUGGUUCCGGCAUUCUCUAUAGUCCUGUGUCCCGGACCAAGAGGGAGACCCCACCCUUAGGAACACGCCAUCGAAUYGCACUAGAGUCUGCUGCAAUCAAGUACUUCACUCAAUGUAUCAGCAGCCAUCCUGACAACCAGGAUCUCUUCGCGAGGCUCCUGUGUGAAGUGAUGGAGACGCCAUUAGAGUUUAUAUCCACGACAGGGGAAUGUAUGCCCGGUAGUACAAGAGGAGUUGGUCUUGAUGGCUUCUUGCGACGACUUGUUCUGGAAGCGCUUCUACAGGAUGAGAAAAUCAAAGUCUGUAUUCAGUAUGGCUCUGUGUUAAAGCCAUUCAUGGCUCCACAAGAUAAAAACUUCAGCCAUAGUAGUGAUUGGCAUCCAAGGUUUGGUGCUGGGUACAACAUCCUGUUAAUCAGGGCUAAUCUCUCCUCAACUAUCGAAGAACUAGAUGAGAUAAUUCAUCCCAACUCGUCGGUUAAGAAAUCUACCGAGGGUAGUGGCUCAGACGACGACAAAGCUGCCACGUAUGGAGACUAUGACGACCUUACAGCGCUUGGAGAUGCAGAGAUCCUUGAGGGCUUAAGCAUCGCGGCUGGGAUUAAUGUCAAGUCAAAACGUGCUAAAGGAAGCGCUGUUCUGCGCAAGAUAUCCAGCCAGAAGCUUGACACAAGCCUCCUAAAACCAGGUACAGCGUCCGCAAAUUGCCGCCAUAAUGCUGUUCUUGGAAAUAUCCUGAUACCAAGCAAGACAAGCCUGACAAGUCUAUUGAGUGUGCUUAUGUCUCGAGGACUUCCUGCGGGUACAAAUUGCAUCGAGUUGUCUCUCAAGACAUGUGGAAAUCCUUCCUCGCACGUGAAGGAAGAUAUUCUGCUGAAUACACUACCUUUGCCUACCGCAUUGCACAAGUUUGCUUCGUUCAAUGGCUUGGCUAUCCUGUCAUCUAGGCUGUCAUGCUCCGUGGUGAUGAACCAACCAAUGCAGGAAGCAGCUUCGAGUGAUUCUGAUCAGCUUGCUCUACCCCUUGCAUUCCCUCUACCGCUUUUUUCGUUGUCUCCUUCAGUGCUGAGCAGGAUACCGGGUCAUUCUUUAGCAGCAUUUGGCCUGUUUAUUUCUCUUCCUGGAUACGCUAAUGUCUUGUUGCGGGACAGACCUAAAGCGCAGUGUCUAUUGAGGUUGUUGCUUGGUGCUGAGGAUGAUGGCAAUGGAGGUCACGUGUUAUCAUCGCAGGUAGCAGGCUCCUUACCCACCCUACCCUUCCAAAUCCUGCGUCUUCUGUUCCACUCUACCUUACUGUCCAACGAUGCUGGCGUCUCGCUGCGACAAGUAGCCCUGGAGCAAGGCGCAGUCCAGCUUGUGUUGAUGUGCCUUGGUGUGCUUAGUCACCACGAACCUCGAGACAUCAGCCCUACGGACCGUCUGGCUUUGCAGACUGUUGCAGCACUGACUGGAAAUUUGUUGCGAGGGUCAGACCAAGGCAGCAAUAGUGAGAAACAGUACUGGGCCAAGGGGACUGGGUUUGGUACAGGAUCUACGGCCUCGGACUGGGACAUUGAGAAUGCUAUGAAGAAACAACAAGCAGAGGAGGCACAUACUACAUGUAUGCUACAGGUCCUUGGUGGAUAUAUUCAUCCAUCUGGUGUACAGAAUCUAGACGAGUUAUCCAAGCCCGACCACACAUCAGACUACAGUACCCAAUGUGACAAGAUACCCCCAGCCAUGGCAGAACUCCUGUCCCGAUCAUGUCUUGUGCCAACUUUAUCCUCUUACCUCAGGAACGACUCAGUUCUAGACAUGGCGCGCCACGUGCCAUUGUACCAGGCAGUGUUAGAAGUGAUGCGAGCCCUCGCCACAUGUCCAUGUCUGGUUCAUCUUCUGGCUCCUGCGGAUACUAAUGGUUCCAGUGAUACAACAAGCCUGGCUGCCUUGAUUGACAAGAUGAAACAGUGUGUGGACACUUAUUCGAAGACAUUAAGAACUACAUCAAAGGCCAUCAGGAGAACCAAACGUGACAGCAAAAAGAAGACAGUAGGUACCAGCACCAACCAGGAAGACCAGGAAGAACAAGACCAAGACAGCCAGGAAGCCGACGCUGAGGGAUUAGCGCUACUCAUACCAGAUAUCCAGGCAACAGCCAACCUGGUACAAGAUGUCCUUAUUCACCUACACGAUUCUGAGACUGAAGAUCAACAAGAUGGUGAUGACAAAAAUGGAGUUGUUGGAGCACAGUCACUCAGUAAUGAAGAGAAGUAUCUGGCAGUCAUGAAACCCUUGCAGUUUGACAUGUACGAAAUAGUGAGCGAAGAAGACCAAGACAGAGUGGAGUUCACUCUUAGCUACCACUUUGCGUCAACUCUACGAUCAGCCACUUCAAACGGCGAGGUUGGGACUCCUGCGCGUGCGCGGCGUUUGGCCCAAGAGAUUACGUCACUGUCUACGUCUUUACCGCUGUCCAGUAGUUCCAGUGUGUUCGUGAGAUGUGACGAGACACGUUUGGAUAUUAUGAAGGUUUUGAUCACUGGUCCUGCAGAGACACCUUAUGCUAACGGCUGCUUUGAGUUCGAUGUGUACUUCCCUCCGAACUACCCCAACGCUCCGAUGCAGAUCAACUUUGAAACAACUGGACAUCAUACGAUCAGAUUCAACCCUAAUUUGUACAAUGAUGGCAAGGUCUGUCUCAGUAUCCUGAACACGUGGCACGGUCGGCCUGAGGAGAAAUGGAAUCCUCAGACAUCUAGUUUUCUACAAGUGUUGGUUUCUACUCAAUCUCUUAUACUGGUUGCUGAACCUUAUUUCAAUGAACCGGGCUACGAACGGUCCCGAGGGACGCCCGCCGGAAAACAGAACUCACAGGAAUACAAUGCUAAUAUUCGCCAGGCCACUGUGAAGUGGGCCAUGCUGGAGCCGCUAAGGAAGCCUACAAAGUGCUUCAAAGAGGUAAUCGAGUGUCAUUUCUAUUUAAAGAAGGACGAAAUUUUAGAGCAAUGUGAGACUUGGAUCCGAGAGGUUGAAGCCCUGACUCAGCGCAAUACCGGCGGACGAGCCGCUGUACACCACUUACACUCUCUCAGACAACACACCGCACAGCUACGACAGGAAUUGAAGAAAUUAUCUCCUCCAAAAGGCCUUCAAGACAAGUGAAAACAAGAUAUUCUUUUUAAAACAAAAAAAAUGAAUCUAGAUUUGGCAUUCCAUGGUAACCAGCGGUCACCUAGCAACGAAGCUAUCAUAGCUUUCUUAUAUGGUUGCUAAGCAUCGGUUGUUACGCUUUUGCUGGUUACUUAGCAACACUGUGGAUCAGUGUUUUUGCAAAAAUUUGAAAUUUUUGAAGUUUGGGAAGACAAUUAUUAAUCACGGUGUAUAGCAUUCCCCCUUUGAUGGGCUUACUGAGAAACUUGUAAUCUCAUUGCACAAGGCACUUGUUAAAUGGCAGACUGGACUUUGAAAUCUGUUCAGUUUAACUACAUAUAGCUCUAGCUCACUUCGUAAAAAUUAAAUGGAAAACUAGGUCGAAGGGGAGAAUGCUUAGGCAAUUAGAUGGCCCAUAUUCAAUCGGGUUGAUUUGAGGUAACUAGGCUGUGCUCUGCCCCCCUCCCUCCCUAGUGCCACGCCCUAUCUCCCGAUAGAUAUUGCAAGCUCACCGCCUAAUCGAUAACUGUUCAUCGGGCGAAUUUUUCUGUAUUUAUCUAAAUAAAAACAAGCUUUUCAUUCAUCUCAUUCUCGUAGAAAUGGCACAACUCAUCGAUGAGAUUAUGAUAAAAAAAUCAAUUAUCGCUUAUAAACGUUCUUAAAUUCCAAAGAUAUUUGUUAAUGGCUGUUAUUAUAGAAAUUACUUUGCUUCGUUUUGUAUAUUUGUAUUUUCAUUUUCUCUAAAAAAAAUUCCCAUGCAGAAAAAUUGCUUACCACGCRAAAUAGUCUGUUGCGCAUGUCAAUAACGCUGGCUUAAAAGUUUCUGGCUUAGCUUUUAGAUUUGCUGUCUUUCACCUAAAAAUAUUUUCACGCUCAUUUGUCAAUGAACUUGAUGUAUUUAUAUUAUUCAAAUAAAAACCAUUGGUGUAGAUAAAAAUAUAUGAUUAAGUCUUUUUGAAAAUAUAGAUUUUUACAACAUUUAAUGAAGUUUUCACAAUUCUGUUAAUGUUCAUCGCAUUCGUUUAACGAAUGCUUAUCGAUUACUAAACAACACCACUCGGGAAUCGCUCGAUAAGGGAUGUUGAUUUAUUCACUAGUUUUGCAUGUUCUGAUGUAAUUAUGUAAUAUGAAGUCAAAUAAAUCACAGGAUUGUUUCUGCAUC